Molecule: messenger RNA, 930 nt
Organism: Naegleria lovaniensis
Lineage: Eukaryota; Heterolobosea; Eutetramitea; Acrasida; Naegleriidae
Exons: 1
Coding region: 1-930 (309 amino acids)
Source: RefSeq, a predicted model, not a curated record
AUGUCCUCCUCCAACAUUUCAAUCAUACAAAGAGGCUUGCAUCACUGUAAUUCUUCUCCUUGUUUAACGUCUAAAGGCGCCGCUACUUCACGUAUUUUGUCUUCUUAUGCUUCUCCUCCACAACAACUACCCUCAUCUCCCUAUCAUCAUUUGUCAAACAAGCAAAUCAUCAUUCCCAAGCCUGUAAAGGUGCUAAAUGUUUCCACUCCAAAACAUUCUUCAUCAACACGAAGCAAUGAUCUUGACAUUUCAUCUCCUUCAACCUCUUGCCAUCCAAAAACAGCCUCUCCAUCCAAGCAUUCUCCAGGCCUAGAUUCUCACUCUCCACAAUUCUCUACAGGAACACCAGAACGUCUUGCCAACGAGGAAUUGAUCAAGAUUCUUUCAAGAAAUUCAUCAUCUGCACCAUCUACCGCUAAUCCUGUCCAGAUCAAUGAAGAAAACAAGGAUAGUAGCAGCUCUUCAAUGACACCCAAACACCAAACUACAAGAUCCUCUGCUUCUCCUUUCUCUCCCCAAAUGCUUUUCCAUGACACACCAUCUAGAACAUAUUCGCCGCCCACUAUCGAACUGGAAAUUAAUGAAUCGAUUUUCAAUGAAAAUCACCUUGAUGACGAUUAUGACGAUGUGUUCCCACACAACGAUGAAAACUCAAACAGCAUACCUAGUACCUUUGGUUAUGACGAUGCAGAUUUCCAUACAAUGCGUUCAAGCGGUCACGAUCACAGAAAGAAACGUAAUUUUGUUACCCAAGAGGACAUUUCUUUCUUGAUCGAGUUACGAACAAGACCAAUCGAAAAGUAUCAUCUAUCAUAUGAUGAUCUCGACAUGGCCGAAACUCACCACGAAGGUCACAAAUUUGCUGGUGCUGAGCUUGGAUUGUUGAACUUCUCUCCUCCAACUACUUGCAAUAGCAUUCUUAACUUCUAA